AAAUAAACUUUUAAUUCCAUUUUUCUACGAUCUUUUUGAAGUACCCUCAUACUUCGGACUGUUCAUGCAGAAAACUCUCGUGUUCUUUCUUACUAGUGUAUCUAUGUUAUUCCUAUACUGGGGUGCGGAACUUUUUUUCUGCCAAGGGCCAUGGGAUAUUUCUAGCAGCAUUCACGGGCCAUACAAAAUGAUCAACUUAAAAGUUAGCCUGCCGUAGGUGUAUUGAAUGUUGAGUCCCACCUGCGGUUGCUUUGGCAGAACCAGGCCAAAUGAUUUUGCGGCCCUGGGCUGAUGUUCCCCCACCCCUGCCUAGGAGGAGUCACUGUUAAGUCUGUAGAAGAGAGCUGACAGGUUAACGAUCGUACCUCAUGCCUUUUUACAUUCUAGGUGUACCACAGUGAGCAAUCAGACAAAAUAAAUAAAACACAAAUCACUACACUUCUGGAGUUUAAAUUAUCAUGGAAGGUAAUAAACCAGCAAAAAGUACAUAAGUACAUUAACUACCACGCUGAAAAGUGACGAGUGCUUUAAAGAAGAGCAAGCAGAAGAGAGACGAGCGCUAGGAUGGUGAAAAGGGAUGGCUUGUAGUCUUAUACCAGCUAGUAAAGGAAGGCCUUUCUUGGAAGAGCUGUUUGGGCAGAACCCUGAAAGAGAUAAGGAAACACACUUUGGAACAGUGUGCAGUAAGAACCUUCCAGGAAGAAGGAAAAACAAGUACAGAGAGAGAGAGGUUUGUCACGCCUGGUGGAAGAACGCAAAGUACAAAUACAGAGACCUAACUGUACGUGAAACUGUCAAUGUUAUUACUCUCUACAAAGAUCUCAAACCUGUACUGGAUUCCUAUGUUUUCAAUGAUGGCAGUUCCAGAGAACUAAUGAACCUCACUGGGACAAUUCCUGUGCCUUAUAGAGGUAACACAUACAAUAUUCCAAUAUGCCUGUGGCUGCUGGACACAUACCCAUAUAAUCCCCCUAUCUGUUUUGUUAAGCCUACUAGUUCAAUGACUAUUAAAACAGGAAAGCAUGUUGAUGCAAAUGGGAAGAUAUAUCUUCCUUACCUACAUGAAUGGAAACAUCCACAGUCAGACUUGUUGGGGCUCAUUCAGGUCAUGAUCGUGGUAUUUGGAGAUGAACCUCCAGUUUUCUCUCGUCCUACUAUUUCAGCAUCCUAUCCAUCAUACCAGGCAACAGGGCCACCAAAUACUUCCUACAUGCCAGGCAUGCCAGGCGGAAUCUCUGCAUAUCCUUCUGGAUACCCUCCCAAUCCCAGUGGUUACCCUGGCUGUCCUUACCCACCUGGGGGUCCAUAUCCUGCCACAACAAGUUCUCAGUACCCCUCGCAGCCUCCUGUGACCACGGUUGGCCCUAGCAGGGAUGGCACAAUCAGCGAGGACACCAUCCGAGCCUCUCUCAUCUCAGCGGUCAGUGACAAGCUGAGAUGGCGGAUGAAAGAAGAGAUGGAUCGCGCCCAGGCAGAGCUCAAUGCUCUGAAAAGAACAGAGGAAGAUCUGAAAAAAGGCCACCAGAAACUGGAAGAGAUGGUUACCCGCUUAGAUCAAGAAGUUGCUGAGGUUGAUAAAAACAUAGAACUUUUGAAAAAGAAGGAUGAAGAACUCAGUUCUGCUCUGGAGAAAAUGGAAAAUCAAUCUGAAAACAAUGAUAUUGAUGAAGUUAUCAUUCCCACAGCCCCACUAUACAAACAGAUCCUAAAUCUGUACGCAGAGGAAAAUGCAAUUGAAGACACUAUCUUUUACCUGGGAGAAGCCUUGAGGCGAGGAGUGAUAGACCUGGAUGUCUUCCUGAAGCACGUACGGCUCCUGUCCCGUAAACAGUUCCAGCUGAGGGCACUAAUGCAAAAAGCAAGAAAGACUGCCGGUCUCAGUGACCUGUACUGACUUCUGAUACCAGCUGGAGAGCGCUCUUCCUAAGACAUUCUUUUCUUCUCUUCCUUUCUCUUAUCGGUAGGUGCCCGAAAUAAGUUAUUGCAGUUUAUCAUUCAAGUGUAAAAUAUUUUGAAUCAAUAAUAUAUUUUCUGUUUUCUUUUGGUAAAGACUGGCUUUUAUUAAUGCACUUUCUAUCCUCUGUAAACUUUUUGUGCUGAAUGUUGGGACUGACCAUGCUAAAUAAAACUUGUUGCAUAA
Oryctolagus cuniculus (rabbit) is the source of this 2140-nucleotide messenger RNA. The record is from RefSeq and is a predicted model, not a curated record. Lineage: Eukaryota; Metazoa; Chordata; Mammalia; Lagomorpha; Leporidae.